Molecule: messenger RNA, 606 nt
Organism: Tauraco erythrolophus (red-crested turaco)
Lineage: Eukaryota; Metazoa; Chordata; Aves; Musophagiformes; Musophagidae
Source: RefSeq, a predicted model, not a curated record
GAGGAUAUCACCGAUCCUGAGUCUCAAGAAGAGAAGAAGAGAAACCACUGGCUAUCUGAGCCUGAGGACGGUUACAAUACAGUGAAGAGUGUUCUCACUGUACAGGAAUAUUUCGCUGAGCGCAUGGCAAAACUGAAGGGAUCCCAGAAUGAAACAGAAGCAAAGGCAGAAAAUUCCUGCUCAACAGCUGACGAAGCUUUGGAGCCUUCAGAAGAACUGAAAACCAAAGUCAAAAAGAAAAAGAAGAAGCAGAAGAGAGAUGAAGCAGAGAGCACAGAGCAUUGCAAGAAACCAGAAGUGAAACAGUGUAAGAUAGGUAGCUUGAAUGGAAAGAAACUGGAUGCUCCAUUAAAUGAAUGUCACCCAGGGAAAAAGAAAAGGAAAUAUAAAGAUCAGCACGAAGGGGAAAACAUUAGUUAUGAUGAAAAUAAGGGCAAUGGAGAAAUUUAUAUGGGAAUAUCUGAUGGGGAAGAUCUCAGCAUAAAGGACUAUGAGGCAAAGCAAAAGAAAUGUCAUAAGAAGAAACACAAAAGGCAAAAAGAGGAGACAGAUGAAUGUAUCGAAGAAACGCAGAGAAAGAAUAAGAAGCACUGCAAGCACAUUUAA